Molecule: messenger RNA, 1471 nt
Organism: Aphanomyces invadans
Lineage: Eukaryota; Oomycota; Saprolegniomycetes; Saprolegniales; Verrucalvaceae
Exons: 1
Coding region: 20-1438 (472 amino acids)
Source: RefSeq, a predicted model, not a curated record
ACUCAUCCCACGCACAGAGAUGCACACUGUCAGCUUGCUCGUGGCUGUCCUGGCGGCGGCGAGGACCGACCCAUCUCUCGCCGUACCUUGCUCAUCGUCGGUGUAUCUGACCGACGUAAAUGCGCUCCUCAAGACUUGUGAAGCAGCCCUCCCAGCAGGGACAACACCCGCGACCUUCGUCAAGAGCAACACGUCGCAGUACUGCAGCAUCCCGUCGUGCAGGUCGUACGAGGACGCCGUGUCGGCGCUGCCAUGCGAGCCCAAAAACCGCACGUCGCCAUCGACCAAGUCGGUCUGCUCGACGACGUCCGCGGCGCCCCCCGUCGACGACAGCCGCCCCUGCUCGACCAGUGUGCUUCAAGCGCGAGCGCCACUCAAGGCCAAGUGCCGCCAAGUGUUUGGAAGUCGCAAUGUGACGACCCAAGAAGAUCUCGAACAGUAUUGCGCCGUCGAUGCGUGCGCAGCCAACGUCAAACAGUACGCCAACCUGACGUGCACGGUGGGCGACGUGCCGGCCAGCAUUUACGCCACCCUGUGCGACUCGACGCAUGCUCAACCGUACGUGCCGCCGGCCAUCCCAUGCGGCGACGACGUGCGGAAGGCUCGUGCCGCCCUCAAGUUGCGAUGCGAACAAGUCUCGGGGUUUCCGUCGCUCAUGAAUGCAACGUCGUUGGUCGACCUCGAAGCGUACUGCGCCUAUCCUGAAUGCAAAGCCAACGUUCGUCAGUACGUUAACUUGACGUGCGCCAUCGACGGGUAUGCUUCCUCCUUGUACGCUACCAUGUGCGACGAUUUGACCCGGCCCAACUCCGGGGGCGUUCCAGUGUGCUCUGCCGACGUCACCAACGCCCGCGCGGCGCUCCAGCUCACAUGCCAACAGGCAACGGGGGGCCUCACCCCCUUGAACCUUACCACCGUCGCCACGAGGUCCGUGUUCUGCGAGAACGCUGCGUGUGCCGGCUACCUCAAGCAAUUUACGGACGUGACCAACUGCUCGAUUUAUGGAGCCCCGGCCAGCGUCUGGUCGACCGUGUGCGAUCGUGUGGUAAAGCCUCCGUACUUGACGACCGGCGUGCCCACGACCGGGUCCCAAAGCGCUGCCGAGUGCACCCUCGGCGCGUUUCAGUAUGGGUUCGAAGCGGCAAGCAGUCGGUGCACGACGGCCGCCGGGAUCGCGACGCUCCUCCCGAAUUCCACCACUUCCGCCAUGUCGAUGGCGAGCUUGGCCAAGCUGUGCCCGAUCCCCGAAUGCGCGACAGCAUUCCUUCUCUUCACAGAUGCCAAGUGCACGAUUCAAGGCGUCCCGGCCUCGGUCAUUGCAAAGCUUUGCGCGCCAGCAUCCCGCCCCACCGCGACAUCGGCGCCGUCUGUGGCUGGGAGCGUGUCGGUGCUUUCCGUCGCCGUCGCAACAGUUGUAGUCGUAGUUUGGAACUUGUAGCUCGUGGAGGCAAUCGAUGGUUGCGACUGCGUA